UUUUUUCUAAAUUAACCGACACAUUGCAAUUAGGAAAUUAGGACAAAGGCUAUCUAAAGUGUCAAUCUGUUUCUGAAGACCAAUAAUUGUAGAUGAGUAAGUGCCACAUCGUCAUCAAACAAAAGCAGAAAAAAUGAAUGAUAUCUGGAUGAAGCCGAACACCAUAUCCACAUGUAGAUUCUAUUUCAUCAGCAAGUUCCUUAAUAAAGAUUCAGAACAAUAGUGGGCCCAACACGCAUCCUUGUCUUAGGCCCAGCAGGCAUUGUAAAGGGUCUGGCAAAAUGUUGUUAGCUCUGACACAUUCUUUGACACAAUUGUUAAUGAAUUUAAGGCAAUUAACAUUUUGAAAGGAACGCCUCUACAUUGUAGAACAAUAAAUCAAACGCCUUAUUAAAAUCAACAAAGGUCACAUAAAGCUUGCCGCGUCUCUUUGACAAGAAUCUCUGUAUAAUAGCGUGCAAAAUAAAAUUAUAGUCUGUGGUGUUCGGAAUCCUGCUUGCGAUUCAGAUAUUCUAUCAUAUGCCAAAUGUUAAUCGUUUGUUUAAUAUAGCUAUAAUAUUAUCAAAAUCGCUAAAAACACUCAACAGCUUAAAUCCUCUAUAGUUAUAAGGCAAUUAGUAUCAGCAAUACCAUCAUCCGAUCCAGCAGAUUUUGAUGAUUUUAAUUUCAUAAUACAUUGAUAUAUUUCAGCUUGUGUAGUUGGUACAUCUAAAAUGUCGGGUUGAUAGACACCUGUACUUGUACAUCGCGAGAGACGCGCAUGCAGUUAUCUCGGCGUGGCCGGUGGCGUUUGACUGAAAUGAGCAUGUUACAGGCAGAUGUGAUCAGUCUCACCUCGAUUCGAUAUUGAAUGCACAACAAGAUACAAACAAAGAAGAUGAAGCAAUGACAUAGACCACCACGCUUGCUCCCGAAAGCCUAUAAAUGUGGAGUCAAUGAUAUCGGCAUCUUUCCGUCUGUCAUUCAAUGUAUUCACAUUAAAAGAUGUACAUCGAUCUAAAAGAUAUACAUAUAUAUAGAAGAUGAUGUCCAUAUGUAUUAGUUGAUUUGUCAAAAGCGACGUAGGUUCAGUCUGUCAGAUAGAAAGUCAUAAAAACCUAAAAGUGAUGCUAUAUAUAUAAGUCCUAGUCCGUGCGUUGAAAUCACCACCCAUCAUAACAAUAACAUCUCCAGUAAAGUGCAGGACAUCUUGCAAUGUGUCUUGGAGUAUGUGAAUGCCACUUUUUACCAGCUUAUUUUUCUACCACGUGUAUCCUUCUUGAUUCACGACGUACAUUUCAAUAAUACAUCUUUUCGGAGAUUAAAAACUGACUUUAUGUAGCACCAAGAAAGCUGCAUUUUCCCCAAAGCAAGUCUUUUUUUAUUUCACACAGAGAACGACACAACGAAAGAUUCGCCCAUGGUUGGCUGUUCUAACUGAAUUAACACAAUAUGUAAUGUAAUCACUGAAGAUAUCAUUGUCAAUGUCACAUUAUUAUUAGCAGUAGCACCGCUUUGAAUCCUCUUUUGUUCAAAUGAUAUCAUGCAGACAAACGUGACGUAACCUGUCUGCAUUUGUAUGGAAAACAUGUAUAUGCAUAACACUAAAUUCACUCAUCUUUCCGAUGCAACAUCAUUUAAAUGCCUUCAGUGAUUAAACAUUUGCAUUACAGUUCAAUAUAAAAGUAAAUCUAUCACGUGAGAGGUCCUUGCAUUUCAAAUGACCAUACGUCAUUUUCCAUACGACUGUUUUUCCUGCUUUCUCUGAAUUCCUCAUCUUAAAAAAUCGAAAUGUGAUAUGAUGACACGAGUAUCAUGCUACCAUGAUAAGGCCAUUAAUCCUUUUGAACACAGCGAUUCCCCAGCUAAUACGUGUAAAAAUAAAAAAUGCUUUUGCGUCCGACAAUAUUAACAUUCUAUCAAUCGUGGCUACUGGAACAUGAAAAUCAUAAAAGGAUUUCUGUACUGACAACAGGUGUUUGUAUUUGAAAUGAUUAAUACACAGAUGGGCCACAUAUUUCCCAAAUCUUCAAACAAAAAAAUGACAUACCAAUGAGUACACACUGUGCACCUAUAUAUGUUCAAAAGGUUUUUAUAUAUAAUUUGAUUAGGGUCUAAAUUUGAGCUCUCCUCGCAACAUUAUUGCAUUUAUCGUAUACAUGUCCCCAAAGAGGAAUAUUUACCCGUGAUGUACCCACUAGCAUGUAAUACUAGCCUAUAAAAUAAUCGAAGAACCAAGUAUGGCUCGUUAAUUGCUUAUUUUAAGAAUUGAACUCAAGACGAUAGUUUUCCUUGCACAAAAACAAAUGACAAGAGACUGACGAAAACAUGCAUGUUUAAGAUGCACCACGUUCUAAUUUUAAAUGAGAUUGCAGUUUAAACGGAGAAUUUCAUACAUAUAAAAUAAUUAGUAAUUUGAUUCUGUUCAAUCAAUCUCCUUCGUGUGUCUAACCAGUGGAGGGUUGACGUACACAUGCCCAACAUACUCCGAUCAGCUUGCCGAGACAUUUGAUACAUCCUCGUUUCACAGUUGACACAGCCUGUCUUUCCUUUAGCAGGCCCCAAUGCACUUUAGGUAUAUUUGUAGUGCUUGAUAAGUCAUUAUCUGAUAUGAAUGCAGAUAUAUUAUACCCGUCCAAAUUUUAUGACAAACAAUCAGAUAGAAUGGUUUAAACCUUUCAGGAAAUAAAAUCUAAGAUCCAUUGCAAAACUGUAGGAACGACCCUUGCAUUUGAGGAGUUGACUUAAAAGCUCGAACUGGUAAUUUGUCUGAUUACUGGAGUAAAAAUAUUGCUGUUGAAAUAAAGCUUGACAGAUUAUUGUCUGUUAUCUACAAACAUUUUCUCUCGUUAUAAAUCAUUACACAUUCACAGCAGAGAAGAAUCAAAACAAUUUCCUCUGGACAGGUCAUUGCUACAUUUUAGCUCACCUCGCAAGAUCUAAGAACACACACCUGGUAGAGAAACAUUAUUGCACUUUAUCUAGAAUGCUAAUUUGUCUCUAACUCUGUAGGACCAAUUUCUCCUUUUUCGUCUGCAAGACAUUUUUGUCCAUUGGAAUACUCAGUCACUCUGUUAUUCCUUACGCAGUUGAGUCUUAUGAUUGGGUUCACUGUCAACUUACGAAGCGGGAGAUAUCUCUGAUCAUGGCUGAAUCAUUUUUUUCCCAAUUUGCCACUGAUAUGAACUGAAGCAUCGAAAGUAUCUGUUUCUGUUGGUAUUAAACAUAGCUAAUUUUUCAGGCCACUGACAAUCCAGUCACUGAUAUAAGUCAUUCAUAUUAAAGAAUUAUCAUUAGAGCCUCUACUUUAUCUCAAUAUACAUUUAGGUUAGAAACAUUUGCUCCCCGCCUCAAUGGAGUCUCAUACAUUUGGAAAGUGGGACUACACAGUGUUUGGUGUCAUGGUGGCCGUCUCGGUGAGUAUUGGCAUAUAUCAAGCCAUAGUCGGCAGACAUGGUAAACUGGAGGAAUACCUUCUGGCUGGACGCUCAAUGACCUUCUUCCCCGUAGCGUUGUCGUUGAUGGCGACGUUCACGUCGUCGAUUACCAUGCUUGGAGCGUCAGCAGAGGCGUACAGCCACGGCAUCAUGUGGAGUCUCAGUGAGAUAGCCUUCUCCGUGGGAAACCUUCUGGAAUUAUACCUGUUGUUGCCCCUUCUGAAGAGACUCAAUAUCUCUAGCCCGUUCCAGUUCCUUGAAGGCCGCUUCAAAUCCCGAGCUCUGCGCAUCACAGUGACUUUGCUGGCGUGUGUUGAGAACCUUUUCUAUUUGAGCAUCAUCCUGUUUGGACAAGGCAUCGCAUUGCAGGCUGUGACCGGCUUCUCUAUGACCUGGUCGAUCGUAGUCACAUCAUCAGCAGCUGUUCUCUAUACUACGAUUGGUGGUCUCAAAGCUGUGAUUUGGACGGAUGUCCUCCAGUAUAUACUAAUGUAUAUCGGAAUGCUAGCCAUGAUUAUCAAGGGGACAAUUGACAGUGGAGGAAUCCAGGAAAUCUGGACCAGGGUAAUGGAUGGAGGGAGACUGACAUUCAUAUUUGACCUUGACCCGACUAUCCGCCAUACUGUAUGGAACGUGGGCGUUGCCAGGGUGUUCUGUGGAUUUGGUUGGCUCUUUAAACCUGCAUAUCUUCAGCGCAUAACAUCGACAAAGUCACUCACUCAGGCUAGAAGGGCGAUGUUACUUGGACUGUUCUGCUCACCUGCGUUUGGAGUCAUUUCAGUCAUCAGCGGUCUUCUGGCAUAUGGUUACUAUGACAACAAGAGAUGUGAUCCUAUGGCAUCCAAUCAGAUCAGCAAUCUUGAUCAGGUAUUACCCUUCAUGAUGCUCGACAUUUUCCGGAACUUGCCAGGAAUGCCAGGACUGUUUCUCUCAGCACUCUUCAGUGCAUCUCUCAGCUCAUUAUCAUCAGGUGUAUCUGCUCUCGCGAACAUAACAUGGGAGGACUUUAUCAAGCCCCGUGCUCCUCAAAUGUCAGACGUUCGGCAAUUGUUUAUCGCAAAGAUAGCAGUAUUGACAUGGGGAGUUCUGGUCUGUUGUCUGGCCCUGCUUGUCUCCCACUUGGGAUCAACGUCCAUCCUUCAGAUUUAGUACAGUGCCUCCUCAGUGACCGCUGGACCAGUAAGCGGCCUGUUCUACCUUGGGGCUCUCUUCCCCUUUGUCAAUACAAGAAGUGCAAUUCUUGCACUGCUUACUGGGCUCAGCUUCCUGACGUGGCUGGUGGUUGGUGCCAGUGUUUCCCAGGGGGUGAGGCAGACGCCCCCUCUCCCCCCUGCUCCAAUAGAUCACUGCCCAAGUGGUCAUCCAUCAUAUUCAAUGACUAACAUCACCUUGAUGAGCCCGAACUCAACAAAUCACAAUCUUCAGCAAUUUACAGGGUCAGGCCUGGAUGCCUUCUACAGCCUCUCCUACACUCUGUACCAGUGUUUUGGAUUCCUCAUCGUGCUCGUGGUGGGGGUUGCUCUCAGUCUGGCCACAGGUGGAAAUAUGGAUGGUGUUAACCCUCUCUAUGUGAGAAAGUACCUUGGGAGUAGAGAACCGGAAGAGGAAUAUGUUGUGACUGAAGGAACCAAGAUGCGCGAGCGUGACUCUACAGACAGGCAACUGUCAGAGGCUCCCGUCAAACACUGAGCUUGCAAUCACCUUCUAAAUCUCCAUAGCUACAUUGGAUGUGGAAAUUGGUUCCUGAUACGAAGUCAGUUGAGAUCAUGUAUGACAUUGAUGUCAUAUGUGACUUCUGCUUCUGCGUGCAGUCAUUCUUCUCAGGAUCAUCAACAACUUCGGAAAUCUCUCCCGUCAAUUUUAUCGUGUCGGCCAUUUUGACGUCUUGUACUUGAUGUAAAUGUAUUACGACACGCUGUCAUUGUGACUGACUUACUGAGGUAGUUCUUAACAGACCUGUCUCAUCUAAUAAGGAUGUUACUUGAGUACAUUUGUUCUAAAGAAACUACAAAAGUUGUCCCUGUUGAGCAUACAUAAGCUCAUGUCACCUUACGUUUUGAGGAACUAUUUUAUUCCGCGAUACAGCUGGUUGUUGUAUGGAUGUCAAUGUAAACAUUAAGUCACACGUACUAAAUAUAAUUGUGUAUAAAUCAAGGUCUACGUCAUUUGAGGUAAAACUAGUGAUAUAAAGAAUUAUAAGAAUUGACUUUCACUUUGUGUGAGUUCAUUGGAAUAUGAACCUUCAUAGAGUGAGGGCCAAACUGUAUGAACGUCGGAGCUUGCGACAGUUU
Haliotis rufescens (red abalone) is the source of this 5707-nucleotide messenger RNA. RefSeq names its product sodium-coupled monocarboxylate transporter 1-like. Gene Ontology annotation, cellular component: membrane. The record is from RefSeq and is a predicted model, not a curated record. Gene Ontology annotation, molecular function: symporter activity. Lineage: Eukaryota; Metazoa; Mollusca; Gastropoda; Lepetellida; Haliotidae. Gene Ontology annotation, biological process: sodium ion transport; transmembrane transport. Bases 3333 to 4565 code for a protein of 410 amino acids. The transcript is spliced from 16 exons.